CAAGGUAUCUUCCAUCUUUACCUACCGUACCCUGCCUCAACCACGUUCGAUGCCUCUUGAACUAUGAGACUGGCAAGGGCAAUCAAAGGACGCUGGAUUCCCUCUCUAUUUGCCAGGACAGGGGGUUGUCGAACAUUUAUUACGACAGCGCGCCUCGUUGACUCGAGCUCGUCCCCAUACUCUUCUGUCGACAUAGCCCGCUUCCGUGACGAGGCAUUCUCACCUGGACGUCCAUGGUUCUUUAAAGGCACCAGAGGCUCGUCAGGAAAAGACAGCUCCUUCCCAGCCUUACUCAAAUGGUUUGACGGUGACGGCAAGGCUAGCUCGCUGGCCCCAGGUCCUGCCCAUGCCGCCUUCAGUUCCUACAUGGGCCAGUUCGCCCAUCAUAUAUUCCCUUAUGAGCUCACCAUUCCUCAGCACCCGGAGGAGGACGAUGGCUCGGUAGAUCCUAUACAGCGGUUUAUCAGUUGGCUGCUGUCCGGCUCUGAUCCCGUGAACAUGAACACGAUGCUUUCCGGGAUUCUCCAAGGCGCGAUUCAGCCUCCCGCUGGUUCUGGACCGAGCUUCUCUCUCUUCCAAGCCCCCCUCCUACUCCUUCUAAGGGCAGUGGAGUUUAACCAGUCGCAAGACGACAUCAUCCUCAAGCAACUUUACAUUGCCCAGUCUCCGCUUUCUGACCUACCCGCCCAUCUCCAGCGAGACCUGCCAACGCCGCGCCUGGUCAGGGAAGCAGGCAAAGGCGAUGUGUACAACUCCAGCGUCUGGAUGGGCCUGGAGCCGACAUAUACCCCGCUACACCGGGACCCUAACCCCAACCUCUUCUGUCAGCUUCUCAGUGACAAGACGGUCAGGCUGCUGUCUCCGCAGGCUGGAGACCGGGCGUUCCGACGAGUGCAGGCGCAGCUUGGGCGGCCGGCGAAUAGCCGCAUCCGUGGGACGGAGAUGAUGCAGGGACCGGAAAGGGUUGCGUUGAAUGCCAUUGUCUGGGGUUCCGACGCCUCGGGGGACAUACUCGAAGCGCGACUGGGCCCUGGCGAUGCCCUGUUUAUCCCUACGGGGUGGUGGCACAGCGUCAAGAGCACCCAUACCGAUGGACGACUCAACGUGUCUGCUAAUUGGUGGUUCCGGUGAUGGAGCCUCCUGGCCUUGCGGCUUGCAAACAGCCCGUCCACGCUUUUCUUGCAUAAUUAGGGCCCCGAAUCUGAAGGUGGUUCACAUGUUCCAACAUUGUUUUCGAUGUCUAUUUUCCCUGUCACGUAGUGGGGCACAUGGGUAGGUAGCCGGGGGGGGGUUUCUUCUU
Molecule: messenger RNA, 1300 nt
Organism: Sodiomyces alkalinus F11
Lineage: Eukaryota; Fungi; Ascomycota; Sordariomycetes; Glomerellales; Plectosphaerellaceae
Product: Clavaminate synthase-like protein
Exons: 1
Coding region: 64-1131 (355 amino acids)
Molecular function (GO): 2-oxoglutarate-dependent dioxygenase activity
Source: RefSeq, a predicted model, not a curated record